This is a messenger RNA of Letharia lupina, 498 nucleotides long. RefSeq lists its product as uncharacterized. The transcript is spliced from 2 exons. The coding region runs from base 1 to 498 and encodes 165 amino acids. The record is from RefSeq and is a predicted model, not a curated record. NCBI's taxonomy places the organism in Eukaryota, Fungi, Ascomycota, Lecanoromycetes, Lecanorales, Parmeliaceae.
AUGUCGACAACACACAUAGUGGGCCUGCUACCAAAUGGCAUUCAACACAUUCGAUUCUUUCCCUACCUCCCUACCAAAUCCCACGAAUCGGCAAAUGAGUUGAGACAAAGGAUGGAAUGGAGGAUGGACUUGAUGGCAAGAGCAUGGGAGACGCAGGGCAAAUCUACAGUGAAGCUCCCAGGCCAGGCUGCCAGUAGACUGGGCAAGGAGAAGAACUCGGAGAAUCUUGCUGGUACGCAGGCAAGAAGCGGCUACAUCUCCAGGAUCUCUGAAGGACAUGGCAGGCAUGGCACAGUCAAGACCAGCAAAAUCUCGGACAUGGUGUUUUUGAACGAAUUGAAACCAUCCGAUGUUCGACUGCUACCGCUAUAUCUCGGCAAAUCUUCUCCAAUCAAGGCCUGCAGGGACUAUGGAUGUUUGGAGACACAAGGCAAGCAAUGGGCGUGCAUCUCCGGUCUACCAGCCAUGGGGGCCAUGGCUAUUGAGAGGGGGGGGUAG